Messenger RNA from Camelus dromedarius (Arabian camel), 2685 nucleotides. RefSeq names its product nuclear transport factor 2 like export factor 2 (gene NXT2). Gene Ontology annotation, biological process: poly(A)+ mRNA export from nucleus. The coding region runs from base 304 to 648 and encodes 114 amino acids. NCBI's taxonomy places the organism in Eukaryota, Metazoa, Chordata, Mammalia, Artiodactyla, Camelidae. Gene Ontology annotation, cellular component: nuclear pore central transport channel. The record is from RefSeq and is a predicted model, not a curated record. The transcript has 4 exons.
AGCACCCCACAACCACCCUUCCCCCUCCCGCGACCCCCCUAUUCCCAAGGCUGUGCGGUCGCUUCCCGAGAUCGUGGAAGGUUCCCUGACUUGGGAACUAGCGAGAGUCGGGAAUGUUGGGGUCUGUUGUUUAUGGCUUGUAAUCUCCUUUUGAUCAUCUCCCUCUCUAAAUAACUUUGAGUUACCCAAGAACGAAAUGAAACUGAUUCUUAAUUCAAAUAAAAGCUUGGGCUGGAUUUUAAAACUUAUGUAGAUCAGGCAUGCAGAGCUGCUGAGGAAUUUGUCAAUAUUUACUAUGAGACAAUGGACAAAAGGAGACGGGCACUAACCAGGCUGUAUCUAGACAAGGCCACUUUAAUAUGGAAUGGAAAUGUUGUUACAGGGCUGGAAGCCCUAACUAAUUUUUUUGAGAUGUUGCCUUCUAGUGAGUUCCAGGUCAAUAUGUUAGAUUGCCAGCCAGUUCAUGAGCAAGCUACUCAGGCGCAGACUACAGUUCUUGUUGUGACCAGUGGCACAGUGAAGUUUGAUGGCAACAAACAGCACUACUUCAACCAGAACUUCCUGCUGACUGCUCAGUCUAGUCCUACCAAUACCGUGUGGAAGAUCGCAAGUGACUGCUUCCGUUUUCAAGAUUGGGCUAGUAGUUAAAGGGGGCAGAAGUCCAUUCUCUUUUGGUCCAUUAGUUCCAGCAACAGAAAUUUAUGUGAAUUAAUUCAUUUCAUUGUGGAAGCACUGUAAACUAGUAUGUGCCGAAACUAAAUUUCUUUAAUAUUUUUUUUCUUCCUAGCAGCACCUUUACUAGCAGCUGCAGUUUGGAUCAUUGCCCUUGCGAGCCUAAAUGCCAGUUUUCUACAUGCCUUAUAUAUGUUUGACUAAUGACAUUCUAAUAGUAACAUUAAACCCAUGAUCUCUGUGCUAACAUACUCACUGUGAGCCCAGCAUAUCGCAAAAAUGAAAUCCUUUUAUAGUCCUGUCUAUGGGAUAUCAGCACAACAUAACUCUCUAGGAGGAAGUGGAGUGGGGUUUUUUUGUUGUUGUUAUUAGGUUAAUUUUGUAGUACAACACGUACCUAUUUUUGGUAAACACUGGUAAUGUAGUUUUCAUUCUAAGGCUUUUUCAGAUCAGUUCAAUGAACACAUUACUGAUAGAGGUUUGCAUAACUACCCUGACAUCCUAGAAUCACAUGUAGAGAUGUUCAGUAGUCUUUUUAUAUUAAGUAAUGUGGUAUUUUUAUGUUGGCAUGUUUUCUUAUGAAGUGAAUUAAUCUACUAGAGAGGUGUGAAAUGUUCUUGGUUGAUGCCUGAGUGUUGGACAUACUCAGUGGCUUAAAAGUAAAACUUCUUAAAAAGCUUUUUCUUGGCAGCUCCAGGUCUAUAAUUUUAGGUAACGAAUGGUAGUAGGACUAAUAGCUUUAAUGGGAGAAUGAGGAGUGAGAAAUGUAGGGAUCCGAGGUUGGCCAGAAGCAAGGAGAGGUGGCCAAAUGGUAAAUUUUUGGUACUUGUUUUCUACCUCCAAAAAGUGUAGCCAGUUUUUAGGAUUUAAGUCAUUAAGGUAAUAAGUAUACUUGCCAAAUGGUCAUGGUGUCACGUUUGUUCUAAAAAUUAUUUUAAAUGUUUUUCCAGUUCACCUCAUACUUACCACCAAUAUAUGUCUCAAUUUAUUCAAGAACUUAUGGGGGUAAAAUGUCAGCAAUAAGCCUGACCCUGCAGCAGGGUCUGACAGGAAAGUGGGAAACAAAGCCAUUGCUCUCUCUUUGGGACCUUAACUUCUAAGUCUUCCAUGUGACUUCAGGCCAAAAGUCUCCUAUGUAUUACCCACCCCCAAAGUAAGUGACCUGUUCCCUGUGUUUACACUGUCAACUGCACAAUCGUUUUCCUCCUUAACCUUAAAAUUAUUUAAUCUUAUGAUUUGUUCUUCUAUAUGGCAUUGAGCAAAUAGAUCUGUUACAAAACAUGUUCCUGUUAUGUGGCUAAUAGCUGUUUUAGAGAAAAUAGAGAGCAGCAGAUCUUUAUAAGCCCAUAAACUUCAAAAGAACAAAUUGAUCCAUUUUAUGUCUCAGCGUCUAAAGAGAAAGAAAUCUAGCUUUGGUUUGUGGUUAAACUUUAAACAUUUUUCCAUUCUUGAAUUUAUUGUUUUCAUCUUUUUACAUUAGAUGUGGCAGCUUUGUUUCUGCAUUACAGCCCAGAGUUAAUGUUUCUUACCAUUUAGUUUGAAAAUCAGUAAUUCAUUUACUCUUGUCUCAAACUAUUCAUUGCAUUUCUGAUAUAUUAACAGAAUAGAAUUAAAUAGGCGAAAGGGACAGAACUGAAAUUUAGACAACACCUUCUUGUACUGAUUAAAACUUACACAUUGUAUUCUACUCAAAAUUAGCUUAUUCUAAUUUUGGAUUGGCUUUUCAAAGCCAGUUUUAGCAGCAACGAUCAGAUUGCCCAAAUACUGCCCUUUCCCUUAAGGAGAACAGUCUCAAGUAAAAGCUGCAUAUAACUAGCAAUAAUUGAAUUGAGUGGUUCUAUACUAUUCAUGAAUUGAAUGUUUUAAGACUUGUAUAUGAAUUGCUUUUUCCAAACUCUGUGUAACUUUUAAAUGGCUGGAACUAUGCUUACAUGGACUAGACUGUAUUUUUGACAUGCAGAUAUUUUUGUAAGUUGAAAAAAAUAAAAUUUGCCUUGUGACAAGUUUUCUCAA